CCAACAGCUUCCCCAAAACCACGACCUCCUCUAUCAAGCACUUCACCCUCCCGCCCCAAACCUUCUCUUCACAAUACAAUAAAUCAUCAUGGCCAUGAGAAUCGCCCCUCCAGCAGGCCACUCCACAUCCCACAGCCAUCUCCAGGCAAAGUCGCUCGGCGCUCCCUCCGCUCCAGGAAUCCACGACACGCUGCGCUCAGGUGUCGGCCCCUCCCUAUCUACACGCACAUCCAGCACCUCCACCCUCCCAGACUCAGCGCACCCCCUGGAAUCGCGCCUCAAGAGAUGGGAAGAGACACAAGAGCAGUUGAAGAUGGAGGGCCUGAGACGUACAUUUGGCAUCGCCGAACCCAUUAGGAGAGGUAUGGAGUUGAAGAUUGCGCGGGAGGGUGAGUGGAGACCGUUGGCGCUUGGGGGUGGGCGAAGGGGUGUCCAUGAGGAGAUUUUGAUGGGCAAGGAUACGAGCAUUGAGUGGGAGGAUGUCUUUACAGGAGAGGAGCUGAGGUCUAUCCCUGGCUUUCACGAGGAGGUUGAGAGGAAGGUCAGGAUGCAGUAGGGGAUUUGGUAGAGGAUGGGGUGGCUG
Messenger RNA from Amorphotheca resinae ATCC 22711, 583 nucleotides. RefSeq lists its product as hypothetical. The record is from RefSeq and is a predicted model, not a curated record. NCBI's taxonomy places the organism in Eukaryota, Fungi, Ascomycota, Leotiomycetes, Helotiales, Amorphothecaceae. Gene Ontology annotation, cellular component: cytoplasm; nucleus. Bases 89 to 556 code for a protein of 155 amino acids. Gene Ontology annotation, biological process: proteasome assembly. The transcript has 2 exons.